AAAAUUCCUGGCCGAUCCCCCAUUGAGUGCACUAGCCAUGUCCUUAAAAGCGCCUCAUCAUCGAUAACAGGAGCGCGUGCCUCACUUGCAGCGACAAGGAAGAAGCGAAAUCGAAGGAUCCAGGCUGACGUCCGAGUACUUCGCCCGCUAAGCCAGAGGUUCCGGUAGAGGCGCGCAGUCAUGCAGCAGCUGCAAGCGUUGGCCGUCGUGCUGUGGAAGAACCUGUGGGUGCAGCCGUUCCGGCAUCACUACGUCAGCACGGCGUCCGAGAUGUUCAUCGUGGUGCUGUGCUUCGGCGUCCUGUGGAACCACGAGAGGCCCGCGCCGGGAACCCUGAGGCGCUCCGCCGACGCGGUGCUCUACGACGAGGAGCCGGCUCUCGACGAGGCCUUCAUCGAACAAGAGCACGUGCUCGUCUACGGGCCGCGCUCCGCCUACGCGCAGGAUAUAAUGAGCGCCUUUCGUUCUACGAAGAGCAGGCGCAACAGCCCUGGAGUCCCGCAAAAGACAGGGCACAAAAUGGUUCACGUUGCCAAUGAAGCUGGCGAGGUGGCCCUCUUGUGCGCCGAAGUACGGCGUCAGUUCCACGGCCGCGACCAGCACGUGAUCUGCAUCGAGUUUGGCGAGGACACCCAGGGGACGAAGCUGCUCAACUACACGGUGCACGUGACCACCCAGCACAAAGGCGACUAUUCGCCUGGCGUGAAGUUUCCCUGGACAUUCCGGGAGCCGGCAGAAGACAUCGACGUUUAUGACCAUGUGCAGAAGAUAAUGGCUGUAGUGGAGACAAGGCACAUUGAGUUGCAGACGAGCAGAGAAUUUUCGUAUCAGGACAUCUUCGACAGACGCCACGUCGAGAAUUACGAGACAGACAUGCCUGGCAUUGAAGAGCUCAGGUUGAAGGACAAGAAGGAGCACUGGCCACACAAAGGAGCAGCGGAAGGGACCAUCGUGAAGGUCAGCCUCCGGCGAUUUCCACAUCCGAGCAUGCCGGACGACUCGGACAACUACCGGGCGAGGGUAUCAUACAUCCUGGGCAUCGCCUACCUGCUACCCUUCUGCAUGCGCCUCAAGGAGAUAGUCCAGGACAAGGAGACCGGCAUAAAUGAACUGCAGAUGAUCAUGGGCUUGUCUAGCCUGGUUCACACCCUGGGUCACCUCAUCACGGGAGUUGCACUGACAAUGCUAUACUCCGUCGUCCCCAUAUUCUGCAUGACCGUGCUGCCGAGUGGAGGACCUGCUGCCAACCACGCGUACCUCCAGGGUGCCAGUGUCACGUUGCUUCUGUUUGUGUUCUUCAUGUUUUCCGUGAUGCUGUCAUUCCACGCGCUCCUAGUCGCCACCAUCUUCAUAAACACAAGCAUGGCGGUCAUGUUUGGCGUGUUCUACUGGGUGGUUCUGACUCUGGCUGUGCCGCUGAUGAUCAUCGAUGGCAUCACGCCUUCGCUGGCGCAUUACGUGUUCACUUCAGAGUCCAGAAAGUACUACUCGUCUUACACGCCCUGUCUUGGCACUUACUGGAUCCUUAAGAUGAUAGGCAUCGCCGUUGACUUCGAUGGAGCUGCUGGCUGGGAUCUGUUCUGGACGUUCGCAUUUGGCUUGGACAGCAUCACGAUCGGCUACGUGGUCACCACGAUGGCCGAGAGUUUUGUCUUGAUGCUGUUUCUCAUCUGGUACCUAUCCCUAGUGCUUCCCUGGAACAGCAAGACACCGCGGCCUUUCUACUUCUUGCUGCAAGUCAGCUACUGGAUUCCCACAGAACAGAAUGCCCACUGUACCCGGUCUAAAUACAAGCGGAUGCACUCGCACCACGAGGAGCCACCUGAAACGGCGCUGGUCGUGGCCAGUAUUCGGGCGGUGACGCUGAAAUUCGGAAACUUGACAGCACUCGACUCCGUGGACCUCAAAAUCCUCGACAAGCAAAUCACCGUCAUCCUCGGUCACAACGCAGCAGGCAAGACCACCAUCCUCAAGACAUUGGCCGGCAUUGUGCGUCCAACAAGAGGAUGCAUUCAAGUUUGCGGCUAUGACAUGGUGACCCGUUCGUCUUUUGCGCGGAAGAAUAUCAGCUUCUGUCAGCAGGACGACGUAUUCUUCGCCGACCUCACUGUCUACGAGCACCUCAUCUACUUUGGACUGCUCAAAGGUGUUCCGUACUCGUUGAUCAAGCAGCGAGUCGAGGAAGUGCUCGAUGACCUUUACCUCACAGACAGCCAACACCAGCAGCCAUGCCACCUGUCCGGAGGCGUCAGAAAGAGGCUCAGCGUUGCCAUUGCUGUCGUCUUGCGUCCCAGGGUGAUCCUCCUGGACGAACCGUCAGCGGGCAUCGACCCGGAAAACCAGGGCGACCUAUGGGACCUGCUGCUGGACAUUCGACAGACGUGCGCGGUGGUCGUCACCACCCACGACCUGCAGGAAGCCGACGCGCUCGCUGACCGCCUCAUUAUAAUCGCAUACGGACGAGUGCUUUGCUCGGGAUCGUCAGCCUUCAUUAGGAAAAACUUCGGUCCGGGCUACCAGCUCAUCAUUAGCAAGAGCCAGGCGCCGUUCAACUUGGUGGAAGUGAUGAAGAUAAUCAAGAACACCGCACCCGCGGCUCAGGUGAAGGCCGUGCGCCCCGACGAAGUGGACAUCGAUCUGAAUGUGGUUGGCACCGAGGGCUUUGACGUCAUGUUCGCCCAACUCGAGCGGGCAUCCCGUUCUUUUGGGAUCAACGCCAUCUCAGUUACGGCCACUACCUUGGAAGAGCUGUUCGUCAGGAUCAACCUCAGCGAGCUGUCUGAACAUGAGCGGGGCGCAUGGUUGAACAAAGACGACGACGUCAGCACGGCCAGCUCGAUGGUCCACGUUCAACCCGAGUUUACGCGUACGCUGGCGGCGCUGCUGUCCAAGCGUGCCAUGUGCCUGACGCGAAGCUGGACCACGCUGGCGCUAAUGUGGGCCGCGCCCUUCGCCAUCUUCUGGGUGCUGCUGCUCUUCGAGAAGUCUGCAUUGCGCGGAGUCACACCGUUGUUCACCGACCGCGUCCUGGUGCCCUUGACGCUGGCCGGUGCGGAACUCGACGAAAUCGACUCCCCCGAGGCGUUCGUGCAGUUCGGUCGCGACCAGGUCAUACCGGCGGCCGCCUAUCGCGCCCUCGUCGAGCAGCACGGCGCCACGGUCACCACCUUCCUCGAUGCGCAGGAGCGGCUGCUGUUUCUGGCGAGCCAGGAUUUCGUCGCCUACUCGCAGCAGCUGCUCGUCGGGGCUGUGUUCGACGAGAACGGCACCGUGGAGGCCUGGUUCAACCAGUACCUGCGCGGCGGCAAGGCCAUCGCCAUGAGCAUGGUGCACACGGCCCUGCUGCGCAACUUGACCGAAAGCAGCAAGGAAGUGCCGCCGGGAUUGGCGCCCGCCGCGCUGAUCUCCUCGUCAGAGUCCGUGGUCGAAGGCACCUUGGGCAGCCUGGAGCUCGUGGUGUCGGCGCUGUCCUCGGCCAGCGCGAUCACGACGGCUGCACGCGCCCUGUUCCUGCCGCUGACCGCGGGUCUCCUGGUGGCCGCGUUCGCGCUGUUCCCGACGGCCGAGCGCGUGAGCCGCGCCAAGGACAUCCAGAUGAUGACCGGCAUGUCCGGGCGCACCUUCUGGAUCGCCAACUACGUAUUCGACCUGCAGACGUACCUCAUCGUGUGGGCGCUCAUGGGAGUCCUCCACGCCUUCUACUACGCGGUCACCACUGAGACGUUGUUGGCGCUGGUUGUGGCCGUUCUGGCGUUCUCCCUCGUCGCGCUGCCCAUCGCCUACAUGGUGUCGCUCUUUGCCAGGACUCAGCCCGGAGCUUUUUCUUUGAUCGCGCUGAGCUUUACGAUUAUUGGCACGGCGCUCAUGUGGAACGGCCUGAUCCGGUCCGCGGAGCGGCGACACCGGGGCGAGGACCUCGUCAAGCACGGCGUCUACGAGUACCUGAUGGCGCUGGUGCCGGCGUUCGCCUUCCCGCGCGCCCUGACCAAGGCGCUGGAGCUGGACGCAGAGAACCGGGACUGCCUGAACCGGCGCAACACGCUGCUCGCAGGCAGCAGCCUGCUGUGGCACAUGUGUAGCCGCGACCCCAGCUACCACUCCCUGGGAACCGGCAUCUACUACUGCUGCCACAUGGAGCUGACCAACAGCACGGACUGGGAGCCCCUGAGCCCUUUCGGGUUGCACAGCAGUGGCAUCCUGCCCGAGCUGCUGUUCAUGCUGGUGGAGGGCGUGAUGCUGUUCGUGCUGCUCGACCGGUUGGACUCCGGCCGCUUCCUCUGCGCACCACGGCCUCCCGCUCCCGCAGGACAGGGCGCCGAGGCCACCGCUGCCGACGAAGAGGUGCGCGAAGAGCGGAAGCUGGUGGACGCGGUGGUCGCCAACGGAAAGUUCACUAGCGUCGUCAUGGCCGCCAGGGGCCUCGAGAAGAAGUACGGCACGACCGAAGCGGUGCGCAGCGUGUCACUUGCUCUGCGCACCACCGAGUGUCUCGGCCUGCUGGGACUUAACGGCGCUGGAAAGACGACCACGUUGGAGAUGCUGGCUGCUCUGCUGCGGCCCAACAGCGGAGACGCAUACAUUAGCGGCCUCUGCAUGUCACAAAAUCCCAGGAAGUGGCAGUCAGGCGUGGGCUACUGUCUCCAGUCGGGCGGCCUUCUCGAGCAGCUGACGGGCUCCGAAUUUCUGCGGCUGAUGGCCAACUUGCGUGGCAUACCCCUGUCCACCGUCGAACUUAUCGUGAGCAGCCUGCUACGCGUCGUUGGCAUUGACGAGGACGUAGCUAGGCUGCCGUGUGGAUCCUACAGCCAUGGCGACAAGCGCAAGUUAUCUGUGGCAGCGGCUAUGGUGGGGCUACCGCGACUCGUGUUCCUUGAUGAGCCCGUGGCAGGCGUGGACAUCUUGGCGCGGAAGACGAUCUUUCAGGCACUCCAGGCUAUCAUCACAAAGGGAUACUCGUCCAUUAUCCUCUCCUCCAACUCCAUGGACGUGUGCGAGGCGAACUGCAGCCGCGUCGGUAUCUUGGUCUCCGGCCAGCUGCAGUGCCUGGGCAGCGUGCCGCAACUGCUGGUGCGCUUCGGCCGCGGCUUCACGCUGCAGAUCAAGUGCGUCGCCAAGGACGCGAGCAACGCGACCGCCCUCGAGGAAGCCGUGGCCACGCUCUUCCCGGGCAUCCUGCUCACCGACGUGCACCCGGGCCUGUUCCAGUUCGCCAUGAAAGAGAUGCUCCAAUGGAGCGUGCUCUUCGCUCGCGUCAACCAGCUGCACCGGUACUUCCAGCUCGAGUACGUGAACGUAUCCAGCACGGGACUCGAGGAGGUCUUCAUCGACUUCGUGCGCGAUACGCGCCGCCCAGCACUUGCGCCCCCAGGCACCGCGCCCCACGACUCUACACCGGCGGCCGCCAAGGUCCACGCGGCGGCGGUGGCGACGCCGGCGGCAGCCGUAGUUAACGCCGUUGUUCCGGCAGGAACAUCCAAAGGGAUCGCCGCCGCCACCGCGCAAGCCAAACGGGCUGCGCCUUCCACCAGCGCUGCGACGGCCAAGGGCGGUGCGGCGGUGCGGCCUUGAGAAUUUAGGCACUCGAGUGCGCCGGCAACGCAUCCUUGGACUCGAACCUUCGCGCGUAGUUUGUGCGUGUUAACACGCACCGAAUUUCCGCCGCGACGAGACUAUAAUGGCUUGUUUAUGCGCAUGCAAAUACAUAAGUGGAACUAACUAGGUGUCCUUGUUGAGUAUGUCCUCUUCUGUCGAUCUUAUUUUGCGCGAGAAAACCAGUUCGCUC
This is a messenger RNA of Dermacentor albipictus, 5782 nucleotides long. Its product is annotated as phospholipid-transporting ATPase ABCA3-like. Gene Ontology annotation, cellular component: intracellular membrane-bounded organelle; membrane. Lineage: Eukaryota; Metazoa; Arthropoda; Arachnida; Ixodida; Ixodidae. Gene Ontology annotation, biological process: lipid transport; transmembrane transport. Gene Ontology annotation, molecular function: ATP hydrolysis activity; ATP binding; lipid carrier activity. The record is from RefSeq and is a predicted model, not a curated record.